This is a messenger RNA of Alosa alosa (allis shad), 4402 nucleotides long. It is a transcript of the gene slc4a5a, whose product is annotated as solute carrier family 4 member 5a. The coding region runs from base 134 to 3469 and encodes 1111 amino acids. Gene Ontology annotation, biological process: transmembrane transport; bicarbonate transport; regulation of intracellular pH. The transcript is spliced from 26 exons. Gene Ontology annotation, molecular function: sodium:bicarbonate symporter activity; monoatomic anion transmembrane transporter activity; solute:inorganic anion antiporter activity. Gene Ontology annotation, cellular component: plasma membrane. The record is from RefSeq and is a predicted model, not a curated record. Lineage: Eukaryota; Metazoa; Chordata; Actinopteri; Clupeiformes; Clupeidae.
CGGACACAUCCAAACAGUCUGGAUUAUGAAUUCCGGACGUGGCUGUCAUUGAGAAGUUUGCCUUGAUGAAUCCAUUCGAUUAGCGUUGGUGUUUCUCUCCUCACCUGUUACUGCAACUGCAACUGAAAUCAGGAUGGACCCUGAGCGGGGCAUGAUGGGAGGCCGCAAUCGCUAUGAGGAAGCGGACGAGGAACAUCAAUCCAUCUACAUCGGUGUGCCGAUCCCUCGAGGGUACAGACGCAAACGCCGGCGAAGACGCUCCAUGUCCAGCCGAGACUCGGGGGAGGUGGAGCGAGACAGGCGGUAUGAGCACCAUCACAGACAUCACGAGCACCACGACCUGGACCGGUACGACAUCGAGGCUGGGGGCCUGGACCCUCCCGAACACAGCCUGCCCCCCGACAUCAACAGGACCAUGUCCCCUGCGGCUGAGCGUCUUCGCUACAUCCUGGGAGAUGACGAUGACAUGCCCACACCGACCCUGUUCACAGAGAUGGACACGCUGCAGCAUGAGGGGGACGAGCUGGAGUGGAAGGAGUCGGCCAGGUGGGUGAAGUUUGAGGAGAAGGUGGAGGAGGGUGGUGAGCGGUGGAGCAAGCCUCAUGUGUCCACACUGUCCCUGCACAGCCUGUUUGAGCUGCGCACCUGUCUACAAACUGGCACUGUGCUACUAGACCUGGAGGGGUACUCCCUACCGCAGAUAGUGGAUGACAUUAUCGAGAGACAGAUCGAAGAGGGGAUGAUUGGUCCGGAACUGCGGGAUAAGAUCAGUUUCGUCCUGCUGCGGAAGCACAGGCAUCAGACCAAAAAGCCUAUCCACCGCUCCCUGGCAGACAUCGGCAAAUCAGGCGGCGGAAGUGCCGGCAACCGCAGUCCAAACCGUGCCCCACCCGCGGGAGCAAACUUUAACCGCUCCACAGAAGACCUGCGCUCCAAACAGGCAGGCAACUAUGGCCGUCUGCGUCAUGCCCAAAGUCGCAGUAUGAAUGAUAUUGCUGAUACACCAAGCACAGACCAGCUGAAGAACAAAUUCAUUAAAAAGAUCCCCCGAGAUGCAGAGGCGUCCAAUGUCCUGAUUGGAGAAGUUGACUUCCUGGACAAACCCUUUGUGGCCUUUGUACGUUUGGCUCAGGCAACCACACUCGGAGGACUGACUGAGGUCCCCGUGCCCACCAGGUUCUUAUUUGUUCUCCUGGGACCUCAUGGCAAAGCCAAGUCCUAUAAUGAGAUUGGCAGAGCCAUCGCCACCCUGAUGGUAGAUGAUCUCUUCAGUGAUGUUGCAUACAAAGCCAGGGAUCGGGAGGAUCUCAUUGCCGGCAUCGAUGAGUUCUUGGACGAGGUCAUCGUCUUGCCACCUGGGGAAUGGGACCCCAAAAUCCGCAUUGAGCCCCCCAAGAAAGUGCCCUCAGCUGACAAAAGGAAGUCAGUUUUCUCCCUGAACGAGCUUGGCCAGAUGAACGGGGCAGCCGGUGGGGGAGGAGGCCACAGUGACGAUGAGGAGAUGCCCGCAGCGCAUGAGCUUGGAGAGGAGCUGGCCUUCACUGGCAGAUUCUGUGGUGGCCUGUUCUUAGACAUCAAGCGUAAGGUUCCCUGGUUCCCUAGUGAUUUAUAUGAGGGCUUUCAUGUUCAGUCCAUUUCUGCUGUCCUCUUCAUCUACCUGGGCUGCAUCACCAACGCAAUCACCUUUGGUGGCCUCCUUGGAGAUGCCACUGACAACUACCAGGGGGUGAUGGAGAGUUUCCUGGGCACAGCUCUGGCCGGGACAGUAUUCUGCCUGUUUAGUGGCCAGCCACUCAUCAUCCUCAGUUCCACAGGGCCCAUCCUCAUCUUUGAGAAACUGCUCUAUGAAUUCAGCAAGAGCAACGGCAUUGACUACAUGGAGCUGCGCCUGUGGAUCGGCAUGCACUCCUGCGUGCAGUGCUUCUUCCUGGUGGCCACGGACGCCAGCUACAUCAUCAAGUACAUGACACGCUUCACCGAGGAGGGAUUCUCCAGCCUCAUCUCCUUCAUCUUCAUUUCGGACGCAAUCAAGAAGAUGGUGGGCUCCUUCAAGUACUACCCCAUCAACACAGACUUCAAGCCCGACUACGUCACCCAGUACAAGUGCGAGUGCAUCGCCCCUGACCCGACUCUGGACUGGACGCAGCUCAGUAAGAAGGAGUGUGUGAAGUAUGGAGGUGCUCUGGUGGGCAAGUCCUGCAAGUUCGUGCCCGACCUGGCUCUGAUGUCCUUCAUCCUCUUCUUUGGAACCUACUCCAUGACUGUCUCCCUAAAGAAGUUCAAAUUCAGCCGCUAUUUCCCCACUGCGCUUCGCAAGCUCAUCAGUGACUUCUCCAUCUUCAUGUCAAUCAUGACAUUUGUGGGUCUUGAUAUGUUGAUGGGGCUAAAGACUCCUAAACUAAUUGUUCCCACUGAAUUUAAGCCCACCCGUCCAGGUCGCGGCUGGAUUGUGUUACCUUUCGGAAAGAACCCCUGGUGGGUGUAUGUGGCCAGCUUUGUUCCAGCACUCCUUGUCAGCAUCCUGAUUUUCAUGGAUCAACAAAUCAGUGCUGUUAUUGUCAAUCGCAAGGAGAACAAACUCAAGAAAGGGUGUGGCUAUCACUUGGACCUGUUGUGUGUGGGUAUACUGAUGGCAGUCUGUUCCUUCUUGGGACUGCCCUGGUACGUAGCUGCCACUGUCAUCUCCAUUGCCCACAUAGACUCCCUUAAGAUGGAGAGCGAGUCCAGCGCACCUGGAGAGCAGCCUCAGUUCCUGGGGGUGAGAGAACAGAGAGUGACUGGGAUUCUUGUGUUUGUUCUCACCGGAGUGUCCAUCUUCCUGGCCCCUGUACUUCAGUACAUCCCAAUGCCAGUACUUUAUGGAGUUUUCCUCUACAUGGGAGUGGCCUCGCUCAGUGGAAUUCAGUUCUGGGACCGCAUAAAAUUAUAUCUGAUGCCGUCCAAGCACCAGCCUGAUUUCAGCUUCCUGCGCCAUGUGCCCCUGAGACGGAUUCACCUCUUCACACUGAUCCAGAUCAUAUGCCUCAUUGUCCUCUGGGUUCUCAAAUCCACUUUUCUGGCCAUUAUCUUUCCUGUUAUGAUUCUUGGGCUGUUGUUGGUGCGUAAGAUGCUGGACAUGGUGUUCUCGCAGCAUGACUUAGCUUGGAUGGAUGAUCUCUUGCCUGAAAAAGAGAAGAAGAAGAAAGAGGAUGAGAAGAAGACAACAAAAGACAAGAAGAAGUCAAGAGUGGAUGACAGUGAGGACGAGGAGAAGUACCACCCAUACUCUAACUGCUCUCCCCCAGACUCCGACCUGGACCGCAGCAUCACACUGCACCUGAAGAUCUCCUGCCCGUCUUCGCCGGCGGGGCCCAUGAGCCGCGGCAUGGCCUGUCCCGUGCCCCAGGUCAAGAUCGAGAUGGAGUCCGACUACGAGGACACGGACACGGACCCGCGGCACCGGGACAUGAGCAGUGAGACAACGCUGUAGUUGUGCCGCCGGCGAGGCAAACAGAGAAAGCCCCCCCACCCCACCCGACCCGUGGGGCCCGCUGUCAGGAGAGUAAAUGAUUCUCCUCUGCUCCCACAAAAGCUCUGCAGACAGGACAAUGCAAGGGAAAUGGCCAAACACAUUUGUCAUGGACUCCCACUUCAUGUUAUACCGCAGAUUUGAGAUGGAUGCCGUGUAUAAGACCUGUGUCCAAAAUUCAAACUUUGAUCCGGUAUUAAGUAUUACCAAACCUUUGUACUCAGUAACCGAAUGCACUAUGUUCAGUCUUAAACCACAUAAUGCCACUGAGAUCCGUAUGAAAUAGUUGAUGAGCAGAGGGAGUUUUUAACUGUAUGUACUGUAAAUGAGAAAAUAUAAUGUGCAAAUCUACCUACAAGUUUAUCUCUAUAUUUAUUCAAAUAAGUAGUAUGUGGAGAACAAAAAGAAUGAUCAGAGGGAUUCCAUGUCUGUGGUGCUGUUUAAGUGUAUGGAUUAUGUAGUUAAUGGUCUUUUGUGUAAGAAACACCCUUUUAUUUCCUUUUUUGUUUCUUGCCUCUGCGAUGGUUGGAAAUGGCUGGGGGAAAAGAAACAACCAAAUAGCUUUAAAGCCCAAAUUCACACGCUGCUAGGUUACAUUAUAAGAUAAGUUAUUGUUACGUUUUACAAUAACUUACCACCUUUACCACAACAGACUUACCAGACUUACACAACAUUACCAAUAUUUUUGUGUGAAUCUGAGUCAAUAUACAAUGUAUUUAGUAACUGAUUAUAGGUCAUUAGAGGGAGAGAGACACCAAUAUUGUAGGUGGAAUACCUACAGGAAUGUCUAGAAAUGUCUACCUGGCUACAACUUGAAAUGUCCUGUUUGUAAUGUGACCAGAGGAUAUAAUUUGUAGCAUUUGUCUCCUGUUAACAGAAAUGCCAAGCAGAAUA